GGACUUUUAAGGCCUCCUGUUCCUGUCCGGCCUCCAUCUUAACUCGCCUACUAUGUCCGCGCCGACCAGUCUAGGCCGAGUCAGGACCUGCGAGAACUGUGUGCGUGCUAAAAUUAGGUGCUCGCGCACCUCUACCCAAAGCUGCGAUCGGUGUCUCCGUCUGAACAAAGAUUGUUAUUUCCGCGCAACAAAAGCUCGUAAUCCUAAGAAGAGGAAAACGCGAAUAGGUGCACUCGAGGACAAGGUGGAUCAAAUAUUAGGCCAGAUCAAUCAGCCUCACUCAAGCCCGCAACAGGCACCACUUCCACUGCCACUGUCCCCGAAAAGUGAAAGUUGUGCUCCGACUCCUCGAAACCCGUGCGAUGUGAUCGGGAACGGGCUGAUCACCCACGAAGAGGCAAAUCGUUUGAUACAGAGCUUUCGUGAUGCCAUAACGUAUUUCCCAUUUGUACAGCUGCCGAGAAACGCCACUGUCGAGGAUCUCAGAUUGGAGAAACCCUUCCUCUUACUCUCUAUUCUUUUGGUCUCCUCGUUUCGAAAUGUCCCGCUGCACCUGGCCCUCGAGGAGGUUUCAACGUCUUACCUUGGGGGACAAGUCUUGCAAGGCAAUCGCCAACAACCCUUCGAUAUACUACAGGGAUUGCUGGUUACUAUAGCUGGAACGAAGAAAAAAAUCCAUAUAGUGCGGUUCUCUGGAUAUCUGCACCUCGCACGAAGUAUCAUCAACGACUGCAGACUGGAUUACCCAGCCAAGCUGCGAGUAGUAAGACAAAGAAUUGACGUCAUGUUGGACCCGGAUCCUCCGACAGAAUCGAUUUCCCUGCGAAACGAGGAAAUGCGAGCUUUGGUUGGAUAUUUUCUCCUUGACGCGUGUCACUCCAUAGUACUGCAGCGGACAGGAACGAUGCCUUGGUCACCCUUCAUAGAAUCAUGCGCUGCGAAGUUGUCGCAGGAAUGCGAAUUCUCAACCGAUCGAUACCUGUUAGGCCAGGUUCAAAUACAACACAUGCUUGUACGAAUCGAUUCCCUAGUUGCACGGGGAUUCGGUGAGAAUCAGGCUCCUGCGGAUAUAGAAGUUAUGAUUAGUUCUCUUCAAAGCGAUUUUGAAGAUUGCAAAGCCCGGCUUCCUGUCCCUAUUGAUCAUGAUGUAUUUCAAGGCAUUCCGUCCCACGCCUUCGAAAUCCAUCUCUAUCAAACUACCUUUUUCGAUGUAUACCCAUCUUCCGCCGCGUCAUUCGACCAAUCCAUGGCCCUCCUGCGAAUCGAUGCCCUUUGUCACGGACUAGCGGCUGCAAAAAGAUUUAUGAGCUUUUACUUCAGUCUACCACCUGGUAUUGAAAAGAGAUUUAGUUACACCCAAUGGAUUCUGACCGGGUUCAGCAUUGCAGCUUCAUGCAAACUUGUUCUCGCAUCGUUGGAGCCAUCCGUUCGAGAUCACGAUCAAGUCCGAGGGUUGCGAGAGACAUUGGAUAUGCGGCAUGAAAUCCAGAAAUCUGUCAAGCUCAUGAAUACCCUUGAUCAGGAGUGUAAAGGUGGGAAGGGGGGUCAACAUGAGAUGUUCUUCUACCAAGAUUGGCUGCGGUUCCUUUCUGAAUGGUUUGAAGAGAAAUAUCGUCUUGCGCAGUCUGAUAGUGCUGGAGAUAAUAAUGGUGCACUGGGAGUCUUCACCACUGGAAUCUCAGAAAAUAAUAUCUAUGAAGAGCCUCAGCCUCAUCCUGGUUUUCCUUGGGUGGAUCUUCAGGACGUUACGAUUGAGGAGAUGUUGAAUGUGUGGUUAGAGCCAAUGAAUAUGCCACACUACUUUUAAAAUGUACAAAUUAGCCUUGAUAGUUGCAGUGACGAAUACAUACCCC
Molecule: messenger RNA, 1853 nt
Organism: Penicillium brasilianum
Lineage: Eukaryota; Fungi; Ascomycota; Eurotiomycetes; Eurotiales; Aspergillaceae
Source: the annotation of a GenBank genome assembly